UAGUAGCAUAAAGUUCUGUUAGUAAUAAUACUUUGUAUAGUUCAGGUCUAACAACAUUAGAUUGUUAAAUAGAGACAAAUAAUUUAAAGCAGAUAUUGGUGAUAAAUAAAUAAUUUUAUGAUGAAGGUUUGCUAACGUGUAUUAAAGCGUUAUUUAGUAUUUUGUUAUGCUUCCGUGAUCACAUGUACGAUAUAAAAUUAAUAUUGCGUUAAAAUAAUAUACUUAUCUUGUUUGUGUGACAACACUGCGACAUUUUUGACUCAGCAUAUUUUAUACGAAUGUGUGCGUGUGUGUGUGCGUAUGUGUGUGUGUAUGUUCUGAAUUUAGUGUGAAAAACUAAUACCAGAUAGCAGUAGUAUACAGAUCAUAGACUCAUGCAGAAGGAAGAUUCUAAUCUUCGUUAAAACGUGAUCUGCGAUGGUGGAUAAUAUCGAUGACGAUUGUGAUCAGCUAGAAGUAGAUGUUAAAAAAAAGAUGGAUAAUAAUCAGCAAAACGGUGAUGUAGUUUCGACCGAACCAAGUAACGAAGAAAGAGAUAUCAAUGCAGACAUAGAUGAACAAAGAAAAAAAUACCAACCUACUCGUUUAGAAUCUUUUUUUGCAAUACUAAAAUCUUUAAUUAUUAGAGCACUGAUCGUUUACUUCAUUAGUUUUCUACUAAAACGUAACCAAUCAGACAAUAAUUCUGUAUCAAUUAAUAAUGGCAAUAAUGUUCCAAAAUUACAAGCAGUAAAUAUAUUUGAGAAUGGAACAUUAUUUGAUUUAUAUAUUUAUUUGUCUGAAGCUGAAGAUUUUAAAUUUGAUGAUCCAAAAGCUUUAAUAUGGCUUGAACAAGGAUUGAUUUAUGGAGAUUGGUAUAGUGGACAAAAUAAUGAUGGUUCUAGAAACCUGCAGUAUACUUUUACUCCAUCAGAUAAAUUACAAAAUAAUGGUUCUAUUUAUCUUCAUGUAUAUAUCACUAAAACUGGUAAAUCUCCAAAUCCUAAAGCAGGCAAAAAUGUUUAUGCUGGUGAUUAUAUCUCAUACAGAAGAAAAAUGUUAAAUAAAUUCAAAAAAAUUCGAUAUCAAAAGAGACAUAAUUUAUUAACUGGCGAAACAACAGCAAGUAAAGAAGAAAUACAAAAAGCAAAGAUAAUGGAUCAAGAAUAUAUUUCACAUUGGCAUCCAAAUUUAACUAUUAAUUUAGUAAUUGACCAAACAAAUUGGAUGUAUGGACAAGUACCACAGCCUUUAGAUGAAUAUAUAAAUUUCCUGCCUGGAAAAUCAUAUUAUGCACCAGUUAUAUAUAUAAAUGAUUUUUGGAAUAUGCAACGUGAUUAUCAACCAUUAAACAGUAGUGUAAAAGAAUUAGAACUUAAAUUGAUAUAUCAACCUCUUUCAUUAUUCAAAUGGCAGAUCUAUGCAGCUCAAUCUAUAAGAAAUAAGUGGUCAUCUUCAGUUUUAGGAGAUACAUCUGAUGAAGAUGAUACUGAUCAAGACACUUUAAAAGAAACAUUAUUAGAAACAAAUCCUUAUUUGUUGGGAUUAACUAUAAUUGUUUCAAUUUUACAUAGUGUAUUUGAAUUUUUAUCAUUUAAAAAUGAUAUUCAAUUUUGGAAUAAUCGUAAAUCUUUGGAAGGAUUAUCAGUACGAUCUGUCUUUUUCAAUGUUUUUCAAUCACUUGUUAUCCUACUUUAUGUGUUAGAUAAUGAAACAAAUACAGUAGUUCGUAUUAGUUGUGCUAUAGGUUUGUUUAUUGAAAUAUGGAAAAUUAACAAAGUCAUAGAUAUUACUGUUGAUAGAGAAUCAAGAAUAUUUAAUGUCUUUCCAAAAAUAUCCUUCCAUGAUAAAGGUUCAUACGUGGAAUCUUCCACAAAAGAGUAUGAUAGACAUGCAUUUAAAUAUUUAUCAUGGGCUCUUUUUCCACUCAUAGGAGGUUAUGCAAUAUACUCUUUAAUGUAUCUAGAACAUAAGGGAUGGUAUUCUUGGAUAUUGAGUAUGCUAUAUGGGUUUUUACUAACUUUUGGCUUUAUCAUGAUGACACCACAAUUAUUUAUAAAUUAUAAACUUAAAAGUGUAGCCCAUCUUCCUUGGCGUAUGAUGUCGUAUAAAUUCCUUAAUACUUUCAUUGAUGAUAUUUUUGCAUUUGUAAUAAAAAUGCCAACACUUUAUAGAAUUGGUUGCUUCCGGGAUGAUAUAGUUUUCUUUAUAUUUUUAUAUCAGAGAUGGAUAUAUAAGACUGAUCAUACAAGAGUAAACGAAUUUGGUUUUUCAGGUGAAAUGGAAGCUCAAUUAGUUAAUGAUAAAAAACAACGAUCUAUCAAAGAUCGUUCAAAAGAUGAAUUAAGUAAAAAAGAUAAAUAAUGCUUGAUUUAGAAUUAGUAUGAAAUAUGUUAUCUUAUAAGUUAACUCUCAAUUAAAAAAUUUACUAGUACUAAUGUACAUAAACAUACACAUAAAUGUAUUUAUUUGAGUUAUAUACAUUUUUGUGUGUAUGCGAUAUAUUCAAUUAGUUUCAAUCUUUAGACGAUUGCAGGAGCCUCGCAAAUUUAAAAAAUAUAUUGUUAUUUAAUGUUAUUUGGUAUAUGUAUUGAAGAAGUAACGGUAAUAUUUUCAUACAUUUGUAAAAACCUUGUUUUCCCGGAAGUAAUUGACAUUUUUUUUUUAUUUGUACUGUGGAGCUAUGCAUAAUACAUUGCAAUAAAAUUGAAAUUUUUAUAUUGGUAACUUA
Vespula vulgaris is the source of this 2710-nucleotide messenger RNA. Its product is annotated as putative lipid scramblase CLPTM1. The transcript has 6 exons. NCBI's taxonomy places the organism in Eukaryota, Metazoa, Arthropoda, Insecta, Hymenoptera, Vespidae. The coding region runs from base 418 to 2343 and encodes 641 amino acids. Gene Ontology annotation, cellular component: membrane; endomembrane system. The record is from RefSeq and is a predicted model, not a curated record.